AUGGCAAUCGGUCUGCUGGUCCUGUUGGUCCUCAUGGUGUCCAAAGUGGACGCAGAUGACGUCAGCUAUCUGCAGAAAGAGACCACGGCACUGAAAUUAAAGAUUGAUCUUCUCUCCAAACGAGUUUUUUUCAAGGCGACAUUUCAAGAUCCCAUAGCAUCGUGUAAAGGAGACCAAGCGGUCAUCUUCGACAGCGCGCAGACAAACGUGGGCAACGCCUACAGCUCUACCUCCGGGGUCUUCACGGCUCCUUUCCGCGGGGACUACGUCUUCGCUUAUCAAACCUUCUCUUAUGGCGGUGCUGAUAUCAGCUGGGAUUUGUACAUCAAUGACCAGAUGGCGCUGCGAGCUCGAUCUCGGACUUCAGACGACACUAGUAACGAGAGUGUGCUGCCCGUCACUCUACAGGCCGGAGACCGGGUGUAUGUCAAGAGUCAUCUCGAUUUGACAUUUUAUGGACGGAACCAUAGCUUUUUUGCCGGGUGGCUUGUCACGGCAUUUUAG
Molecule: messenger RNA, 504 nt
Organism: Pomacea canaliculata
Lineage: Eukaryota; Metazoa; Mollusca; Gastropoda; Architaenioglossa; Ampullariidae
Product: complement C1q-like protein 4
Exons: 2
Coding region: 1-504 (167 amino acids)
Molecular function (GO): protein binding
Source: RefSeq, a predicted model, not a curated record